Cinclus cinclus is the source of this 2505-nucleotide messenger RNA. It is a transcript of the gene PHTF2, whose product is annotated as putative homeodomain transcription factor 2. Bases 1 to 2274 code for a protein of 757 amino acids. NCBI's taxonomy places the organism in Eukaryota, Metazoa, Chordata, Aves, Passeriformes, Cinclidae. The record is from RefSeq and is a predicted model, not a curated record. The transcript has 18 exons. Gene Ontology annotation, cellular component: endoplasmic reticulum.
AUGGCGUCCAAAGUAACUGAUGCUAUAGUUUGGUACCAGAAAAAGAUUGGAGCGUAUGAUCAACAAAUAUGGGAAAAAUCAGUAGAGCAAAGAGAAAUAAAGUUUAUUAGACUGGGUUUGAGAAACAAACCAAAGAAAACAGGACAUGUGAAACCAGACCUCAUAGAUGUUGAUCUUGUAAGAGGAUCUGCUUUUGCUAAAGCAAAACCUGAAAGUCCUUGGACAUCUUUGACCCGCAAAGGAAUCGUGAGAGUUGUUUUCUUUCCAUUCUUCUACAGGUGGUGGCUACAAGUGACAUCAAGGGUCAUUUUUUUCUGGCUGCUUGUUCUUUACCUUCUCCAAGUUGCUGCUGUAGUGCUAUUCUAUUCAGCCCAAAGCCCACAUAAUAUACCUCUGACUGAAGUCAUUGGGCCAAUAUGGCUCAUGUUGCUGCUUGGGACUGUGCACUGUCAGAUUGUUUCAACACGAACUCCUAAGCCAUCUCCCAGCACAGGGGGUAAAAGAAGAAGGAAAUUAAGGAAAGCAGCACAUUUGGAAGUACAUAGGGAAGGAGAUGGCUCUAGUACCACAGAUAACACACAGGAGGGAACAGUGCAGAGCUACGGUACAAGCACCUCUUGCAGUAUUGGAGCUGUCUUCAGAGAUAUCUGGCAUGCUGCUUUCUUUUUAUCAGGAUCAAAGAAAGCAAAAAACUCAAUAGAUAAAUCCACUGAAACUGAUAAUGGCUACGUGUCCCUUGAUGGGAAAAAGCCAGGUAAAGGCAGUGAAGAAUGUGUGCAGGGCCAUGAACGGCGGUGUGAAGUGAUCAGGCCAGAAGAGACAGGGUGGAACCCUUCCACAGGGAGAGAUGCCUUGGGCAACCACAGUCACCACAAAGAUGCUCACAGGACUGUGACAAAUUUAUCAGAUGAAGUUUCUAGUGAGGAAGGGCCUGAAACUGGCUAUUCUUUACGCCGUAAUGUGGAGCGCACUUCUAGCGAUUGUACGCUUCGAAACAGGAAAUCUCACCAUUAUAAAAAACACUACCCUCUGGAGGACACACCUAAAUCAGGUACUAGCUGCAGUUCUCGGUGCUCAAGCUCCAGACAGGACUCUGAGAGUGCAAGGCCAGAGUCAGAAACAGAAGAUGUGCUGUGGGAGGACCUCUUGCACUGUGCUGAGUGCCACUCGUCCUGUACCAGCGAGACAGAUGUGGAAAGCCCCCAAGUGAAUCCGUGUGUGAAGAAGGAAUUCAGAGAUGACCCAUUUCAUCAGAGUCAUUUGCCUUGGAUCCACAGUUUGAAUCCAGGACUAGAAAAAAUAAGUGCAAUUGUAUGGGAGGGUAAUGACUGCAAGAAAGCAGAUAUGUCUGUACUUGAAAUCAGUGGUAUGAUAAUGAACAGAGUGAACAGCUAUAUACCAGGAAUUGGCUAUCAGAUUUUUGGGAAUGUCAUAUCUUUAAUCUUGGGUUUAAUGCCCUUUGUUUUUCGACUUUCCCAAGCUAAAGAUUUAGAACAACUGGCUGCACAUUCUGCCACUGAGCUUUGCAUGACUGCAUUUGGAUCGAAUGGAGAUGUUCUGGUUCUCUCAAUGGUUAUUAUAAUUUUCCUGGUCCGGGUGUCUCUAGUUUGGAUUUUCUUUUUUCUGCUCUGUGUAGCAGAGAGAACAUAUAAACAGAGGCUACUUUUUGCCAAACUUUUUGGCCAUCUAACAUCUGCCAGAAGGGCAAGAAAAUCGGAGGUGCCUCACUUCCGCUUGAAGAAAGUGCAGAAUAUAAAAAUGUGGCUUUCUCUCAGGUCCUAUCUAAAGCGUCGAGGUCCUCAGCGCUCAGUGGAUGUCAUAGUUUCAUCUGCCUUCCUACUGACUAUCUCAGUUGUGUUUAUCUGUUGUGCCCAGCUACUUCACAUGCAUGAGAUUUUCCUUGAUUGUCACUACAACUGGGAACUCAUAAUUUGGUGCAUUUCUCUAACUCUUUUCCUCUUAAGAUUUGUUACUCUUGGAUCUGAAACAAGUAAAAAGUACAGCAAUACCUCAAUAUUACUUACUGAGCAGAUAAACUUGUACUUGAAAAUGGAGAAAAAGCCUAAUAAGAAGGAGGAACUGACACUAGUGAACAAUGUUUUAAAGCUUGCUACUAAGUUAUUGAAGGAGCUGGACAGUCCGUUUAGGUUAUAUGGGCUUACAAUGAAUCCACUGCUUUAUAACAUCACCCAAGUUGUCAUCCUGUCAGCUGUUUCUGGUGUCAUCAGUGACUUGCUUGGAUUUAAUCUAAAGCUCUGGAAGAUCAAAUCUUGACAGUAUAGAAAGAAGAUGAAAUAACACAGUGUUACAGAAAAGGUCAUUGAUGGACAAAACUGCCUCAGAGCAGCCACUGAAUCUGUAUUUCAGAAGCUACAACCUCUUCAAGGAAGUAAUUUGGAAAACGGAAGUGUUUACAUCUGUCUUGUGCAAUCUUUGUAUUUAUUUCAUCUUCUCACUGGUUUGUGUUCGUUUUAGUUGACAUUUAUGUUUUAUUUUUGAAAUUAC